Messenger RNA from Penicillium chermesinum, 1350 nucleotides. RefSeq names its product CaiB/BaiF CoA transferase family protein. The record is from RefSeq and is a predicted model, not a curated record. The transcript has 6 exons. Bases 1 to 1350 code for a protein of 449 amino acids. Gene Ontology annotation, molecular function: catalytic activity. Lineage: Eukaryota; Fungi; Ascomycota; Eurotiomycetes; Eurotiales; Aspergillaceae.
AUGAUCUUCCCAAUGCUAGGUCUACUCCGCACCAGUUCAAGGCUUCGCCCGUCUUCCCAUCUACCCACAACCUUCGAAUAUUCUACUAUUCAGCAUGUGCGAAAGACCCAUACCCAAUAUCCUCCGAGAAAGAAUACGGGUACAUUGCAGGGAUUGAGGGUGCUAGAUCUUACGCGGGUGCUAGCUGGUCCAUUCUGUAGCCAGAUCCUAGCCGACUACGGCGCCGAUGUGAUCAAAGUGGAGCAGCCUCAAAGCGGGGACGAUACUCGACUGUGGCGAGAGGACGGAGAAGAGAAGUUCUGGAAGCCCGACGCCUCCAGGACGUCUCUCUACUUCAACACCAUCAAUAGGAACAAACGAUCUAUUUCUCUGAAUCUGAAACAUCCUGAUGGAAGAAAGAUCGCGCUUGAUCUCGCCAAGACUUCGGAUGUUGUGAUCGAGAAUUUUAUCCCCGGGAAACUUGAUAAGCUAGGGCUGGGGUUUGAGGACCUGAAAAAGGUCAAUCCAUCGAUUAUCCUCGCCAGUAUAUCCGGAUAUGGUGGCGAUGGCCCCUACGCGCAGAGAGCCGGAUAUGAUGUUAUCGGAGCCGCAGAGGGCGGCUUGCUUCACAUUACAGGGGAAGCAGAUGGACCCCCGACGAAACCUGGAGUUGGAUUGAUGGACAUGUGCACGGGGCUCUAUGUUCACGGCGCCAUAUUAUCCGCCCUCUAUGCAAGAGACCGAACAGGCCAGGGUCAAAAGAUCGAAGCAUCGCUAUUUGAAACCACAGUCUCAAUCAUGUCCAAUGUGGGAAUGUCGUGGAUGAACCUAUCGAAAGAAGCCCAGCGCUGGGGCACCGGACAUCCGACCAUUGUUCCAUACGAAGCAUUCAAAACGAAGGAUUCGUAUCUCGUUGCCGGGGCUGUGAAUGAUAGGCAGUUCAAGAUCUUUUGUGAGCGGGUGGGUAUCGAGGAACUCAUACGUGAUCCACGGUUCAGGGACAACAAUAGCCGGAUCAAGCACAGGGCGGCUCUGAAGCCCAUUUUAGACAAGGCCUUCUCUCUCAGGACAACUAAAGAGUGGGAGGCUGUUUUCGAAGGAAGUGGAAUGCCGUAUGGGCCGAUCAAUAAUCUAGAGAAUGUCUUCUCCCACCCUCAGACUAUUGCAAGAGAUAUGGUACAGACUAUUAAGCAGCCUGCAGCCACUGCGGGAGAGAUCAAGGUUAUUGGUUCGCCAGUCAAAUUCAGCCAUUCACAACCUACAAUUCGAGAAUGCCCGCCGUCACUUGGCCAACAUACAGAGGAAAUACUGAGCGAGCAGGGGUUUAGUGAUACCGAGGUCUCCCUGUUACGCAGAAGCGGUGUUAUUUAG